CCUGUCGGUGGGUGCCGCGACACUCCGCGGUCCGCGUUUAAUUCAUAUCAGAUAUUUUAUCAUUAAGUGGAAAAAAAUCGGUGAAAAUGUCAACGUUACCACACAGCAAGAAGCGUGUCUGCUACUACUACGAUAGUGACAUUGGAAAUUAUUAUUAUGGACAAGGACAUCCUAUGAAGCCACAUCGUAUAAGGAUGACACAUAAUUUACUUUUGAAUUAUGGUCUUUAUAGAAAAAUGGAAAUAUAUCGUCCACAUAAAGCUACAGCAGAUGAAAUGACAAAAUUCCAUAGUGAUGACUAUAUUAGGUUUCUAAGAUCCAUAAGACCAGAUAAUAUGUCAGAGUAUAAUAAGCAAAUGCAACGAUUUAAUGUAGGAGAAGAUUGUCCUGUUUUUGAUGGUUUAUAUGAAUUUUGUCAAUUAUCAGCUGGAGGCUCUGUAGCUGCUGCUGUAAAACUUAAUAAACAAGCCUCAGAAAUUUGUAUAAAUUGGGGUGGUGGUUUACACCAUGCUAAAAAAAGUGAAGCAUCUGGUUUCUGUUAUGUAAAUGACAUUGUACUAGGAAUAUUGGAACUACUUAAAUACCAUCAAAGAGUUUUAUAUAUUGAUAUUGAUGUUCAUCAUGGAGAUGGUGUAGAAGAAGCAUUUUAUACCACUGAUAGAGUAAUGACGGUUUCAUUCCAUAAAUAUGGUGAAUAUUUUCCUGGUACUGGUGAUCUGCGUGAUAUUGGUGCAGGAAAGGGAAAAUACUAUGCAGUCAACAUACCAUUAAGAGAUGGUAUGGAUGAUGAAAGUUAUGAGUCAAUAUUUGUACCUAUUAUUUCAAAAGUGAUGGAAACUUUUCAACCCUCUGCUGUUGUACUACAAUGCGGUGCUGAUUCAUUGACAGGGGAUCGAUUAGGUUGUUUCAAUUUAACUGUGAGGGGUCAUGGAAAAUGUGUCGAAUUUGUAAAAAAAUAUAAUCUACCUUUUUUAAUGGUUGGCGGUGGUGGAUAUACAAUUAGAAAUGUAUCCAGAUGUUGGACAUAUGAAACUUCAGUAGCUCUUGGUUCAGAAAUUGCAAAUGAGUUACCUUAUAAUGAUUAUUUUGAGUAUUUUGGACCUGAUUUUAAACUGCACAUCAGUCCUUCGAAUAUGGCAAAUCAAAAUACUCCUGAAUACCUUGAGAAAAUUAAAACCAGAUUAUUUGAAAAUCUAAGAAUGUUGCCUCAUGCGCCAGGUGUACAAGUUCAGCCAAUUCCAGAAGAUGGUGCUGUUAUCGAAGAUUCAGAGGCAGAGGAAAAAGUAAAUCCUGAUGAAAGAUUACCACAACGGGAUUUAGAUAAAAGGAUACAACAUGAAAAUGAAUACAGUGAUAGCGAAGAAGAGGGCGAAGGGGGGCGAAGAGAUAACAGAUCAUUUAAGGGUUCUAGAAAACGACCUCGCUUAGAGAAAGGACAAGAAGGUAUAGAAAGUGAUCUGAAGAAAGAAGAGGACAUAAAAUCAGAACCAAAAGAAAAUGAAAAGGAUGAGAAAACGAAUGUUACAAACGAGGAAACAAAGAAAGACGGUGGGGCGAAUCCCUGA
Molecule: messenger RNA, 1565 nt
Organism: Eufriesea mexicana
Lineage: Eukaryota; Metazoa; Arthropoda; Insecta; Hymenoptera; Apidae
Gene: HDAC1
Product: histone deacetylase 1
Exons: 9
Coding region: 87-1565 (492 amino acids)
Biological process (GO): heterochromatin formation
Cellular component (GO): NuRD complex
Molecular function (GO): histone deacetylase activity
Source: RefSeq, a predicted model, not a curated record